UAGAAAUCUCUUAUGACAUUUGAAAAUGCGUGUUCCUGGACGCACAGUUAUUGUUGGAGGAUUCGUAGCGUCUACUCAUCAAUUUUGCGUCAAAAGUCUGAUUAGUUCUUUUCCAGGUCUCGAGCAAUGGGAUCUGUUGGAGAAACCCAGCAAGUCAUCUAAUGAGUACCAGCUAGAAGCUGUUUUUGACACUUUGGAGCAUGCCCAAGCUUGUUUCUAUCGGCUCAGACAGAAGAAAUGGAAUAAUUGUGUGUUGAACACUAAAAUAGUGGGAAUAGAGAACCACGAGAUCAAGGAUGAAAUGCAGAGAGUGCGGGAGACGAACAGAGUGAAGCAGAAAGACAAGACGAGAGUGAGAGAGUCAACUAAAAGUGGGCGAAUAAUAGUGCGAAAUCUGCAUUGGAGAGUGGAUGAGAAGCGGCUGAGGCAUUUGUUUGGUAGUGUGGGAGUCAUUACUGAAGUUCAAAUUCCGCAACAAGCAGGAAAGAAACGAGGCUUCGCAUUCGUGCAAUUUGAGACUCGAGAGCAGGCUGUGAAAGCUGUUGAGAAAUUUCAGGCUCACGAGUUACGUGGGCGUCCCAUGGCAGUAGACCUAUCGGUCCCAAAAGACAUACAUCUCAGACAUGGUCAUGGUCAACAUAAUGGCCGACUUCUGGAGCCAGAAGACGGUUCCUAUCACGCCUCCUCAUGUACAGAUGAAAGAUUGAGUAGGAUUGAGAAUUGGAACACCAAGCAAAAUGGUGCAGCUGAUGACGAGGACAGUGAUCAAAAUGACAGUGAAGAGAAUGAAAACUGUGAAGAAGAUGAGAAUUCGGACCUGGAUGAUCGGGAAAUGAUGUCUGAAGAUGAUGGAAACUCGGACGAAGAAGGUGAACAAAUUGAAGACGACGAUGAUAAUGAUGAUGAAGAAGAGGCUGCAAUGAUGAAGGCGAGGAGAAAGAGAGUGGCUGAAAAGUACAACGAUGUGCAGGAGGGGAAAACAGUAUUUGUUAAAAACCUUCCUUUCCGGUCUGGUGAUGCAGAGCUGAAAGAGAUCUUCUCUCGAUUCGGAAAAGUGAGCAUGGCCAAAGUUGUCCUGGAUCACGAAACAGAGGAAUCGAAAGGUUGUGGGUUUGUGAAAUUUGACGACGCAGAGUCUGUCCAAAAAUGUCUGGAUAAACUGCAGCGAGGGAAUGGUCUGAUCAUGGAUAGGCGGAAGCUGAGUGCAGAAGUGGCUGUUGCGAGGGAGACGAAAGAGAGGGAGAAAGAGGAGAGGAAGAAGGAUUCGAUGGAGCAGAGAGUGAAUGACAGACGCAACCUCCACCUGGCCAGGGUCGGACUGAUCAGAGGAGACGCAGUCAUGAAUAUGUCCAAACAUGAUCUCAAACUCAGAGACAGAAUUGAGAAAGUGAAAAAAACGAAGUUGCAGAACUCCAACAUAGUGGUGUCCCAAACUAGACUCUGUGUGCACAAUGUGCCCAAACAGAUUACAGACAAGGAGCUGAAGGCAAUGUGCUUGAAAGCUAUUAGAGGAAAGAAACAUCAUAUCAUUGAGUGUCGUAUAAUGAAGGAGAAAACGGACAAGACUGCGAGUGGGCUGGGAAAGAGUCUCGGCUAUGCAUUCGUCUCUUUCUCCUCCCACCCGCUCGCACUGAAGGCGCUGGAGGCACUCAAUGACAACCCCAAUGUCUUCUCCCACGAAAAGCGACCAGUUGUGGAGUUUUCGUUGGAAAAUAUGACAGCUCUUCAGAAGAAACAACGCAGUAUGCUCAAGUCACAAGGUAAAGAUCCUUCCAAGGAGCAAUUUCGGAGUGGCAAUGAAGUCCUGAAUUACAAAUCCAAAAAGAAACUCAAAACGAUUGCCAAGUCCGUGCAACUACCAGAAAAAGAAGAGGCGUCUGCGAACAAACCCAAGAAAUCUGACGUCGCUCUACCUCCAGCUGUGAUCGAGACUCUAUCUGCGGCUGAUUUGAAAACACGAGUGAUCAACCCAAUGCCAAAGAAAACACUACUGAGAUCUGUCGACAAAGCAAAACUGCACAAAACGUUAAGCCGAAGAAAAAAGCAGAAACAAAUGAGCACACAAGGUUUCAAAGACAAGAAACAGUCUGAGGAAAGUUCAGUUCCUAUAAAGAAAAUAAACUUGAAGAAAAAGAAUAAGUUUUUGAAGCAGCCUUUGACCGAUAGUUUGGAUGCUUUGAUUGCAAAACGAGUUCAAAAGCGAACUGUUUAAAAUAAUGUAUUUGCACUCCUGCCUGCUGGUUUUGAUUGUUGAAUUGAAGUUUUUCAUUU
Messenger RNA from Symsagittifera roscoffensis, 2271 nucleotides. Its product is annotated as RNA-binding protein 28-like. Bases 26 to 2212 code for a protein of 728 amino acids. Gene Ontology annotation, molecular function: mRNA binding. Gene Ontology annotation, cellular component: nucleolus. NCBI's taxonomy places the organism in Eukaryota, Metazoa, Xenacoelomorpha, Acoela, Convolutidae. The record is from RefSeq and is a predicted model, not a curated record. The transcript has 12 exons.